Messenger RNA from Cryptococcus amylolentus CBS 6039, 228 nucleotides. RefSeq lists its product as hypothetical. Lineage: Eukaryota; Fungi; Basidiomycota; Tremellomycetes; Tremellales; Cryptococcaceae. The coding region runs from base 1 to 228 and encodes 75 amino acids. The transcript is spliced from 3 exons. The record is from RefSeq and is a predicted model, not a curated record.
AUGAUGUUGAUGAGCUCUCAACGACAAGGGGACCUGGAGGAGGAGGAAGACUCUCAAGACGAAAUCGAACCCACCCUGGAGUCUAUCGAUUACAUCGAUGAAGAAGGUACCUGCUACCGUCUCGUCCCUGAAGAAAUUCUUGUAAAUAUGCAGACCGGUGGUGAAGAAGGUCGCUAUACAGGCCGUCCGACAGGAUCGAAUACUCUGUAUUAUGAAAAGGACCAGUGA